Messenger RNA from Symbiodinium sp. CCMP2456, 381 nucleotides. NCBI's taxonomy places the organism in Eukaryota, Dinophyceae, Suessiales, Symbiodiniaceae. The record is from the annotation of a GenBank genome assembly.
GUCUUCGAGAGGUCUCAGUGUCUGGCCUUCUGUCGGGAGCUCAAGGAUUUGAGGGAGCAGGGAAAGCCGGUGGUGGUGAACAAGAAGCUCAGCGUUCUCCCCAACGCCUGGUGGGGCAUCAAGGGGGGCUACGAGGUGGAGCUCGUGCUCGUUUACUUGGAUCAAUGCCGAGACUUUGAGGCGCAGUUGCCGACGGAGACGCGGGAGCAGAUUGCCAAGGGGGACCAGGGAGCAUUUGCCAACUUCCCCAUCUAUCCGGUCACACGUCAGAACGAGGACGACAUGAUCGGCCUGACUCCGCAACAGGCCCACCUUCUUGCAGCCCAGGCCGAGUACAGCGUCAGGGAAAACGAAGCCUUGCUGAGAAAGCUCCUGAGCUAG